Lodderomyces elongisporus is the source of this 381-nucleotide messenger RNA. RefSeq lists its product as uncharacterized. Bases 1 to 381 code for a protein of 126 amino acids. NCBI's taxonomy places the organism in Eukaryota, Fungi, Ascomycota, Pichiomycetes, Serinales, Debaryomycetaceae. The record is from RefSeq and is a predicted model, not a curated record. The transcript has a single exon.
AUGCCAGACUUGUUUGACAAUAUCUUUUCAAGAGUCCAUGCCAAGUUUAAUGGCGGUCACACAAAACCACGUUAUGAUGGUGGCUCUCAAGUUAACUCUGGAAAGUUUUACAGUUACCAUAGCACACCUAACAACAAUAACUACUGGUUGCCCAGAAACGCUGUUAAGGAGGAACAGAUGAGGAAAGGUAGUGUCUCUUCAGAGCAAGGUGACAUGACCAUGAUGGGAGGUGGCGCAGUUAGUGGUUCUCUUGAUUCUGCUGAUGACAAGCAACCUUUUGUAGGUCAGAAAGUUGGCGCUUUUGACAAGGACUCCAUGCCUAUUGUUGACGACUCGCAGUUGAACAGAUCGAGGUUCAACAGUGUUGCUUCAGAAGAGUAG